ACCUUUAUUUAUACCCGACUGUGAUUGGUUUUAGAAGCCUAGGUAUAUCAUAUUAUUAUAUGCUAUCCCGAAUGCUCAAAUCAUCUUCUUCAUCAUUUUAUAGCAGUUUCACUAUAAUGGACCUGGUCUUUGCAACACAAAAUACCAUGUUACUUCCAUGAAAUUUCUGGGGCAUAGUUUAAUCCUUAUCUCUCCUCCCUAAUUAUAUAAAGAAACUUCACUUCCAAUGCCACCACAACUUCAAGCCUCCUCCUCCCUGUCUCUGUCUCUCUCUCUCUCUCUCUCUCAGUUUUCUUUGCAAUCGAUGAAGGAAGGGAAACAGAAGCUGUACUUGCAACGGUAAGAUUUGAAUUCAAGCAUCACACCUAAUAAAGGAGCCUCUUAUCUCUCUUAACUUACGAAAUAAUAUUGAGUGCAAUGGCGAUUUGUAUCGACGAUUCAAGAAACCAAGACACAACCAAACCUUUUCCUUCCUACAACCAGGGAUGCAAAUUCAAUAAUUCUCCAUGCAGGCUUUUCAACUUCUGCAGAUCCAAUCCUCCAAACCCUGUUUCCAGCAGUUCCAUUAGUCAUCAGCAUACUCAGAAAACCACUGAUCCUUCAAAAGUCACUGAACCAAGCUCUGUAUCCCAAUCAAGUGAGGUCGACUACAUCAAUCAUUUUUUGUCAUUCUGCUCAAUUAAAGAUGACGUAUGGCUCAAAAUAAGAGAGGAAGCUAAAUCAGAUGUCGAACAAGAACCAAUCUUGUCAAACUACUAUUUUUCUCUGAUUCUACUGCAAAAUUCACUAGAAAGUGCUUUGGCAAAUCACUUGGCACAAAAAUUGAGCAAUUCAAUCCUCGCCACCAAUACAAUUUACAAACUUUUCUUGAGUGUGCUAGAGGAAGAUUGUAACAUCCAAAUUGCGAUUAGAGACGAUCUCAAAGCAGUGAAGGAUCGUGACCCAGCUUGCAUAAGUUAUGUCCAUUGCUUCCUAAACUUCAAGGGCUUCUUAGCAAUUCAAGCUCACAGGGUGGCACAUAAGUUGUGGUCACAGGGCAGGACAGUUCCAGCACUUCUAAUCCAAAGUCGGGUUUCGGAGAUUUUUGCAGUUGAUAUCCAUCCGGGUGCGAAGAUUGGACGUGGGAUAUUGCUCGAUCACGCCACCGGAGUUGUGAUCGGAGAGACAGCCGUAAUCGGUGAUGAUGUGGUGAUUUUGCAUAGUGUGACAUUAGGAGGGACAGGGAAGGUGGAAGGGGAUAGACACCCUAAGGUUGGUAAUGGGGUUAUGAUUGGGGCAGGGACUAAAAUUUUGGGCAAUGUUAAAAUUGGAGAUUUUGCUAAAAUCGGUGCCGGGUCAGUGGUGUUGAAGGCGGUGCUGCCUGGAGCCACCGUGGUGGGCAACCCUGCUAGGGUAGUUGGAGGAGGAAAGGAUAGGCCAAAGAUGUGAAAUUUCUAGUUUCACAUCAUUUGUGUACUCAUAUACUUCCAUUUUGCAGUUGUGUGAUGAUAGUAUUGCAAUUUAACAGCAAUACUAUGUUAUUUUGUACAUAUACGAUUUGCAUUUAGAUAUGCAAAUCCUGCUAUAUAUGUUAGAAGAAAUGCUAUGUCA
This is a messenger RNA of Camellia sinensis, 1590 nucleotides long. Its product is annotated as serine acetyltransferase 1, chloroplastic. NCBI's taxonomy places the organism in Eukaryota, Viridiplantae, Streptophyta, Magnoliopsida, Ericales, Theaceae. Gene Ontology annotation, molecular function: L-serine O-acetyltransferase activity. Gene Ontology annotation, cellular component: cytoplasm. The record is from RefSeq and is a predicted model, not a curated record.